This is a messenger RNA of Bactrocera oleae (olive fruit fly), 8242 nucleotides long. It is a transcript of the gene cora, whose product is annotated as erythrocyte membrane protein band 4.1 like coracle. Gene Ontology annotation, molecular function: structural molecule activity; actin binding. The record is from RefSeq and is a predicted model, not a curated record. Lineage: Eukaryota; Metazoa; Arthropoda; Insecta; Diptera; Tephritidae. Gene Ontology annotation, cellular component: plasma membrane; cytoskeleton.
AGUCAGUUUGAGUCUCUUGUUCGUGGCGUUCAUUUGUGUUUCGAAGAUUCUUAUCCGAAUUGAAAAAACAAAACCGAUUUUGUUAGUGAAAAUUAGAGUGCCGGAACAAGUAUAUAAAACGAAGUAAGUGCGAAAGUGCGCGUUGCUAGCGAUUAUAGCGAUUAAGGAACACAGAUUUUACUAAAUUUUUGCAUGCAAAAAAAAUUAGAACAAAAUUUGUUGUGAGAAAUCAAUAUACAUAUAUAUUUAAUAACUAAAACAAAUUAAAUUUUUUAUAAAGUGUUGCCUGUUUAGUCGCCCGAAAGCGGGCACUGAAAAUGUAUAUAUAUCACCGUAGCCAAGCGAAAAAGUGUAAAGCGUCGAAAUAAAAUUUAUUGUAUUAUAGCAUAUUUUCAUUGAAACGAGCAACAGUAUACACGACGACUGGUGUAAAGCAAAACGAAUAAGAGACAGCCCCUGUAACGCGUUUACUCUUUAUCCUGCCACCCCAAAGACAAUUUGAAUCAAAUUCCGCUUUGUUAUUAUAUUGUCGCCGCAAUUUGUAAGAAGUGUGUGUGCGUUAGUGUUGGUUUACUACGCCGAAAGGACAGGCAAUAGAAAAAUAGUUGACACAUACUCGGACUUCGUCUACAACAAAAACCACAAAAUUUUAACGAAUUACUACACCAUACCAACAAAAUAGUUUCAACACAGUAAAACGGAAUUUAAGAAAACAUGCCAGCGGAAACGAAAAGUGCCACCGCUGGAACCGAGGCUGAAACGCCUACGAAAAGCAAAAAAGCGAAUACGACCGGAAAAGCUGGACUGGCGCGUGUUACGCUGCUCGAUGGCUCUCUACUUGAUGUCACGAUCGAUCGCAAAGCGAAAGGACGCGACCUAAUAAACACCAUUUGUGCGGGUCUCAAUAUUGUGGAGAAGGAUUAUUUCGGUCUUACUUAUGACACACCGUCCGAUCCACGCACUUGGUUAGAUUUGGAUAAGCCGGUUUCCAAAUUUUUCCGUACCGAUCCAUGGGUGCUGCAAUUCGCUGUGAAAUUUUACCCACCGGAACCAUCACAGCUGCAAGAGGACAUUACGCGCUAUCAGCUUUGCUUGCAGGUGCGCAAUGACAUACUCGAAGGUCGCUUGCCAUGCACUUUCGUUACACAUGCGCUGCUCGGCUCGUACCUGGUGCAAUCGGAGAUGGGCGACUAUGAUCCGAAGGAAAUGCCAGAUCGUCGCUAUUUGAAAGACUUCAAAAUAGCACCCAAUCAAACGCCGGAAUUGGAAGAUAAGGUCAUGGAUUUGCACAAGACACACAAGGGUCAAGCACCGGCCGAGGCGGAACUGCAUUAUUUGGAAAAUGCCAAGAAGCUAGCCAUGUACGGUGUUGAUUUGCAUCCAGCAAAGGACUCGGAGGGCGUUGACAUUAUGUUGGGUGUCUGUGCAUCCGGUUUGCUGGUUUACCGCGACAAAUUACGUAUCAAUCGCUUCGCUUGGCCGAAGAUACUAAAGAUUUCUUAUAAGCGGCAUCACUUCUACAUCAAAAUACGUCCCGGCGAUUUUGAACAAUUCGAAUCGACUAUUGGCUUUAAAUUGGCUAAUCAUCAGGCUGCUAAGAAGUUGUGGAAGUCGUGUGUGGAGCAUCACACAUUCUUCCGUCUGAUGACACCAGAACCGCCGACCAAGUCAUCGCUGUUCCCACGUUUCGGCUCCAAGUACCGUUACUCCGGACGUACUUUGUACGAAAGCAAACGAAAUCCAAUCGAUCGCACAGCACCGAAGUUCGAUCGUAGUUUGUCGGGCCGACGUCUAACCUCGCGUAGCAUGGAUGCGCUCGCUAUGGCCGAAAAGGAGAAGGAUGCUCAGAAACGUCACACCAUGGGACAUCCACCAGAGCAUAUACCCGAUUUUGACUCACCACGUAGUCGUAGUCCAUUGAAGAAGGAUAAAAAGGAGAAGAGUUCACUCGAAGGUGAUUAUUCGACCCAUACCGGUGCUGAUGUGGCAGCCGGCGAGUCCGCCUCGGCCGUCGCCUAUCUUGGCAAAGAUCAGGCGGAGGCCGAGAAGGAGGCCAAAUUGAAGAAGAAACAACAAGAAAAAGAGGAGAAAGAGCGCAAGGAACGCGAAAAGAAGGAGAAGGAGGCACAAGAGAAGGCUGCCAAGGAGAAAGCUGCAAAGGAAAAGGUUGCUAAGGCCGCUGCUGCUGCCGCCGCUGCUGGCAUUAAUGGCAAUGAUGACUUGAACGAUUCCAAGAAGUCGGAGAAAUCUGGCAAAGGACGUGGUGGUGGCCUUUUCUCGUCCGGUCGCAAGAGUAAGAGUAGCUCGCCGACAAAGGAGGCGAAAGAGGCAAAAGAGGCGAAGGAUAAAGAUAAGUCCGGAAAAGCGAAGGAUGGCAAGAGUGGUGAGUUGGUAUACGCUGACUUGGAACUGGCUGCACCCAAUAAUCAAGCCAAUGAUGAUAGCAAUCGUGCUUCACGUCAACCCGGCCACACUAGACCCUAUGAAUACUCAGAGGGUACCGGUGAAACUAGCCCCACACGCAAAUCAUACAUUCCUGGUGGUUUCCGUUACGAUCAGGAUCCGCAAGGCGGUAGACGUGGUCAAGAUGGCGAUGGACAAAUGUCGCCCACGUCUGAACAAAAGAAGACUGCAAUUGCCUUCAAUUAUGCGCCUGGUCAUGAUGAUACAUUGAAGAAGACAGCAGAGAAAUUGAAGAGCGGUCAGUUGUCGCCACGCACACGUGAAAAGAUCAAUAAGGGUCAGUUGUCGCCCACAACACGCGCAAAAUUACUUAAAGAAGCCAAUUUAUCACCGACCACACGUGCUAAGUUGCUAGGUAGUGCUGUGGAUGCGGCUGCCGCACCGCUAACUGAUGCACAGAAGCGUUCUUAUUCGCCUUCUAAAGGUCAGUCUGUGGGUUAUACUUCAGGUGCUCCGGGUAGUUAUAAGCCAUUGGUGGAUCCCACAGCGGCAUUCCUUGAAUCGGAACGUUAUAAUAAAGAUCCAUCUGCUGGAGCCGGUGCAGCAGCUGGUAAAGUUGCAACGGAUGGUAAGGAUGCUGCAAUUGCCGGAGCUGCCGCUGGUAAAGGCAGGGGUAGCACACCGGUUACGCCUACAAAAGCUGGUAGUGGUUUGGCUGCCGGCGCUGCGGCCGCCGCUGCAGCAACAAAACCGAAGAAGAAGCGCGUUAAGAUUAUGGUAAUCACAUCCAAAUUUGAUCCCAAUACCAAGCGUAUUGAUGCUGAAAAUGGCGUCAUUGAACACUCCACGGGCAUACUUGAUCCUGAGACUGGCUUGAUUGAUAGUAAAUAUGGACAGAUUGAUCCGAAAAUUGGCACUUUAUUGGCUUUGAAUACGAAGACAGGCAAAAAUGAAAUUUAUCAAGGUGAAGUUGAUCCCAAAACUGGCAAUGUGCACUUGGUUUCCGGUGUUGCAGAUCCCAAUACGGGUCGUUUAGACGAGAGUUUGGGACAAAUCAUUUGUGUUACACCACAAGACAAUCCAGUUGUGGAACUGAUUGUUAUCACAAGCCGUAUUGAUCCCGCCACGGGUAAAGUUGAUACAGUUAACGGUGAAGUUGAACGUUCGCUGGGCGUACUAAAUUUGGAUUCGGGUCUACUUGAUACUAAAUAUGGUGAAAUAAAUACCCGAACAGGUGAGCUAAAAUCUAUUGAUCCCAAGACCGGCAAAAUCGUUGUAUCCAAAUAUGUGAAAGUCGACCCAUCCACUGGCCAGAUAACAAUAUUGGGAGUCACAGAUCCAAAAACUGGUAAAUUGGAUAAUACACAAGGACGUAUUAUUGAAGUCGGACAGCAAAUUGAUCCAAUUGUUGAGGUUACCUCAUUGGCGGGCAAAUAUGAUUCCAAAAAGAAUAUUAUCGAUCCAAAAACUGCACAAGUUGAAACUUCUGGUGGUCAAUUCGAUCCAAAGGCUGGCAAGAUCGAUACGAAAUACGGACAAAUUGAUUUGGUUAAACAUACAAUUACAUACACUGAUCCCAAAUCGGGCAAAACGGUUACACGUGAUAUCAAAAUUGAUCCGGCAACUGGACAAAUUGUGCUUAAGAACCAAAUCAAUCCGAAGAACAACAAACCCGAUAAAGAUUAUGCCCGCAUUAUAUCGUUACGCAUUGUACAGCAACGUGUUGAUCCCAAAACGAAAGCACCCAUUGCACAAGUCAGCUCGGCGAAGGACAAAGAAAUUAUUGUCGAUCCGAAAUCGAAUCAAAUUUGGAUGCCAACCGGUGCUAGCGAUCCGAACACAAAAGAGUCACAAUACAUUUCCAGCAGCGUGGAUCCCAAGACCGGCUAUGUUAUCACUAUUUACGGUUAUCUCGAUCCGAAAACAAAUGAAAUCAAGAAACAAAACAAACUCGAUCCCAAUACCACCAAAAUCGAACCAUCCUCUGGCAAGAUUUAUACAACCACCGGCGAGGUUGACAAAACCACUGGCGAACCACUCUAUGCCACCACCCAAGUUGAUCCCGAAUCUGGCGAUGUAUACACCAAAGUCGGACGUGUUGAUCCCAAAACUGGCAAAAUUGUCAUUGUUCGCGUACUGCUCAUCUCCAAAACGGAUGAGCGUGGUCGACCCGAAGAAAUCGAUCCAGCGACAUGUGAAAUCGAUCCGGUCUCUGGUCGAAUUCUCAAGUUCUUCAAUAAAACUGUUUAUGUUUAUACUAUGAUUGAUCCAGUAACAGGUGAAAUUGUACAGGUUGAUCCAAAUGAUCCACGCUUUGCGGGCGCACGCACCACCGUCACACAAACUAUGACACUAACAGGCGAAAUUGAUCCAGUGACCGGACGUAUUAAGAGCGAAUACGGUGACAUCGAUCCAAAUACAGGCGAUAUCGAUCCAGCCACAGCAGUACGUGAUCCCGUUACAGGCAAACUAAUUCUUAAUUAUGCACAAAUCGAUCCAUCGCAUUUCGGCAAGGAGGCUCAGGUGAGCACUACUACUGAGACGGUACCAAUUACACGUGAGCAGUUCUUCGAAGGCGUCAAACAUAUGGGCAAGAAUGCGCUGCGACGCGACUCCGAGGCCAGUUCGGACGAUGAUAUGACACAACAGUAUGGCAGUGAGCAUGUCAAGGAUAUGGUGCUGAAUAGUCCCAAAAAUGCGGAUGGCACAACCGUAACUACAACCACAACAAAACAAGCUGGCAAAUUUGGCACACCGACUGUGGUGAAAACGACCACAAAGCAAGUACUCACCAAGAACGAUGACGGCGUGACGCACAAUGUGGAGGAGGAGGUGCGCAAUUUGGGCACCGGCGAGGUCACGUACUCAACGCAAGAACACAAGGCUGAUGCCGAUGUGAGCGGUGCUUACGUGACUGCCACCGCUGUAACCACGCGCACAGCCACAACCCACGAAGAUCUGGGCAAGAAGGCUAAAACCGAACAACUCGAAGAGAAGACAGUGGCGACAACGCGAACCCAUGACCCGAACAAGCAGGAACAGCGCGUAGUUACGCAGGAAGUAAAGACCACAGCCACAGUGACCAGCGGUGAUCAGUUCCGAGACCGUGGAGACAGUAUUUCAUCGACUAGCUCUGGCGACUCGGGCACGCCCAUCGAUGGCCCAGACGACGGGUCCAGUGUGGUGCGUCCCGCCUACGAUAAGGGGCAAGGUAGCUACACCACAGUACCCGGUCCACAUGUUGAACAAACCCGCGUCAUUUUAGGUGAGGACACACCUGGCUACUCCGGACACGGCGAGAUCGUUUCAACACAAACGCUCAGCAGCAAAACGCGAACUGUGGAAACUAUUACCUAUAAGACCGAACGUGAUGGUAUUGUGGAAACGCGAGUAGAACAGAAGAUCACCAUACAAUCCGAUGGCGAUCCAAUUGAUCAUGACAAGGCAUUGGCUGAAGCAAUUCAGGAGGCGACAGCUAUGAAUCCAGACAUGACAGUGGAGAAGAUUGAAAUCCAACAACAAACGCAGUAAAACCAUACUUUAGCUAUUUUCACCAAUAAACAGAGUAUCAAAUACAAAUUAAUGCCCGAUCUGCAUAUAUUGUAUAUAGAUAUAUAUAUAUAUAUACAUGUAAUCUAUAUACUAUAUGCUAUAAUUCAUCUUAAAAGCACCCGCACACAUACAAAGUGAAUGAAAAAAGCAGAAAACGAAACAAAAAUUAAGCCACCCUUUAAAACUUAUACACACAUACAUAUAUGUAUACAUAAAUAAGCGUUUAAAAAGCAGCAGCAGAAAUGCUACUUUAAAAGGACACAUUAAGCAAAAUGAAAGGAAAUCGUCUAUUUUUUAUUUACAUUAAUUUUAUAAAAAAUUUAAAUUUAAGCUGACAGCAAGUAAAUUACAAUUACAAUUACAAAUAAAAUUACAAUUACAAUUAAAAUGAGAAUACAUAAUUAAAUGCUAUAAAAAAGUAAAUGCAAAAUUUCAACUAACAAUUUAAGUUAAAAUAAACGAAAUGCUUUUAUUAUUAUUAUUAUUAUCUUUGUAAUGUUGAUUUUUAUUAUUAUUAUGUGUAAUAAACUAUAAUUACAAACAAGUUCAAAUUGUAUAUGCAUUCAAAUAAAAUAAAAAGAACACACAAGUAUUUUUCACAACAGUGUAGAAACAAAAAAGUGUAAUAAUAUGUGAUUGUCUGUCUGAGCGUAUGCAGUUACGCAAGCUUCUAUAUAUGUAAGUGCACUUGCAACCGAAAUACAUAUACACUAGGGUGGGCAAAUGAAAAAAAGGAUCUUAUAAUUUUUCGACCAAGCGAAAAAAUUAUUCGUUUUUUUAACCCAUCCUAAUGUAUACAUGUGUAUUUAUAAUGAUGCAUAUAAUAUAAUAUUUAGCUGCAACAUUUUGGACAAAUUUGUGCAUAAAUUACGCGAUGUAUAAAAUUUUAAAUAAAACAAAAACUCAUUUGUAUAAAUAUAUGUGAAAACUUUUGGUUUCAUUUUUCGUUCAGUUGUUUUAGUUUUGUUAUUUUCAUUAAAAAUGCAUACCCAUAUCAGCUGUUCAAAUAUGGCAUGACCCGGACUGACAAAGAAAUAACAUUUUCACAUAUUUUAAAACAAUUACAAAAUAGGCUCCUGAGCCAAUACAGGCAUGUCAACUUUCCGUACACAUGUUAUAGGUACCGGCUUCAGCAAAUGACUUUUAAUGCACUCCAUUCGCGAUGUAAAUUUUUCAUUGUCGACUUUUGUUGAAUGACUUUUGUUUCGUAUUUGGUCAAAAAGUUUAUCACAAUCAUACUAGAAUCUGAUGAAGCAUUAUUAUCGUGGUGAAAAUCUAUGCAGCCUUUGCCCACAUCGAAAACAAAUAGUAAGCAUCAUCUUGAUUUUGAACCGACUCUGACGUGGUUUUUUUCGAUUUCGGCUCAAUAGUUUUCGACGUCAUAUUCUUAAAUUCACGUCUCGUCACUGGUACUAAUGCGUUUGAUGAAUGGGCGAUCCUCAGCUAUGUUGUUAAGCAUCUUUUUUGCGAUCUCUACUCAACUUCGAUUCUCCAUGCAUGCAUUUUGCUAAAGUAUGUUGAGUCGAACCAUAAGAGAUGUUGUGAUCUUUUGCAAUCUCUCUGAAAUUUUUUUCGAUGUCAGUCGUCAUUAAUAGAUGUGGAUAGACGACUAGCAAGAGGCAAGUUUUUUGGUCAGAUGUAUUAGUAAAUAUAACGGAAGAAAUUCAUUUGAAAUAGUCCAGAUACAUCCACUUGUAAGGUAUAUUGGCCGCAGACUAAGGGCCGAUUUCACUAUUAUGUCUAAAUUAUGUUUGCUACACACACCAAAACUUACUAACAGGUAUUUUUCAGGAAAUUAGUUUUCUAUCUUUUGGUUUUUAGUAUUUGUUGUUUUUGUUACUAUAUCGGCAGAAACCAUUCCCCACUUUGUAAGCCAAAUAUCGGUUAACUCACUGGUUAAUUACCCAAAAUCACUACCAGAAAUAGCUUUAUGUUAGUGUAAUCGUUCAUCUUUUUCUUACGCCAAGGGAUUAUGAGUGGUACGGUGUAUAUGGUUAAUUAGUUCUUGUUGAAAUUAUUGAUACCUUAAUACAUUUUUCAUUCAAGAGUACUUUUUUUUUGAUUUAUUUUUGUCAAACGUCAAAUAUUAAUUUCAGUUACUCGAUGCAUUGCAUUCAAUUCAUUGAAAAACUUAAUCAGACUAUAAUCGUCAGAUGUCGCUAACAGAAUAUUUUUCAAACACAUUUUUAACCAACUGUCGUUUAAAUUCUUGUAUAAUUCUUCAUCAAAAGAGCUGAAAUCGGCACUAACUCUUUUGUUAAUGUAAUAACUUUUUUUUUACAAAUGC